GACUGACUCUCGGAGCAGGGCCUUGUGUAGGAAACAGCGGGAGUGCAGACCGUCUCGGCUUCCCCCAGCUCUGUCUGCAGGACUCGGCUCUCGGAGUCGCAUCUACCGAUAAUGUCACCGCGUUCCCGGCCGGCAUCACCACCGGAGCGACCUGGGACAAAGCUUUGAUGUACGCCCGUGGGGUUGCCAUAGGCAAAGAGUUCCGCGGCAAGGGAACCAAUGUCUAUCUUGGGCCUACCGUGGGGCCUCUGGGACGGAAACCCCUGGGCGGACGGAAUUGGGAGGGCUUUGGCGCCGAUCCGGUGCUCCAGGCCAAGGCGGCCGCCCUGACCAUCCAGGGCGUCCAGGAGCAGGGUAUCAUCGCCACAGUCAAGCAUUACAUUGGCAACGAGCAGGAGAUGUACCGCAUGUACAACUUGUUCCAGCCCGGAUACAGCUCAAAUAUUGAUGACCGGACCCUGCAUGAGCUCUAUCUGUGGCCGUUUGCCGAGGCCGUCCACGCUGGGGUGGGCGCCGUAAUGACUGCUUACAAUGCCGUCAAUGGCUCCGCUUGCUCCCAGAACAGCUACCUGAUCAACGGCAUCCUCAAGGACGAGCUCGGCUUCCAGGGAAUGGUCAUGUCGGACUGGCUGAGCCAGAUCUCGGGUGUGGGCUCGGCUUUGGCUGGCCUCGAUAUGAACAUGCCGGGCGACACCAACAUCCCACUGCUUGGCCUUAGCUUGUGGCAGUAUGAGCUGACUAGGUCUGUGCUGAACGGCUCGGUGCCCCUGGACCGGCUGAAUGACAUGGCCACCAGAAUCGUGGCGGCCUGGUAUAAGAUGGGUCAGGAUAAGGACCACCCACGCCCCAAUUUCUCGUCGAACACGCACGACAAAGACGGGCCGCUAUAUCCGGCUGCCCUGUUUUCUCCCACUGGGCAGGUCAACUGGUUUGUUAAUGUUCAGGACGACCACUAUCUGCUUGCCCGUCAGGUGGCACAAGACGCCAUCACGCUCUUGAAGAAUGAUGGCGGCGUCCUGCCGCUGUCGAACGCGAGCAAAAUCAGCGUCUUUGGCACGGACGCGCAGGUCAAUCCUGCAGGGCCGAAUGCCUGUGCUAGUCGAGCAUGCAACAUAGGCACGCUCGGCAUGGGCUGGGGCUCUGGCGUUGCCGAUUACCCGUACUUUGACGAUCCCAUCUCCGCCAUCAAGAGGAGGGUCCCUAGCGUCAAGUUCUACAACACGGACUCCUUCCCGGCCAUCGACACGCCAUCAUCCGACGAGAUUGCGGUCGUCUUUGUCACUUCCGACUCGGGAGAGAACAGCUUCACGGUCGAGAACAACCACGGAGAUCGGGAUUCGUCCAAGUUGGCUGCCUGGCAUGGCGGCGAUCAGCUGGUCCAGCAGGCCGCCGCAAAGUUUAGCAACGUCGUGGUGGUCAUCCACACCGUCGGCCCGCUCAUCCUGGAAUCGUGGAUCGACCUCCCCUCCGUCAAGGCCGUCCUCUUCGCCCACCUCCCGGGCCAGGAAGCAGGCGAAUCCCUGACCAACGUCCUCUUUGGCGACGUCUCCCCCAGCGGACAUCUCCCCUACUCCAUCACCAAGGCGGCCACCGACUACCCCGACAGCAUCGCCAACCUGAAGGGCUUCGCGCUCGGCCAAGUGCAGGACACCUACAGCGAGGGCCUGUACAUCGACUACCGCUCGCUCAACAAGCAAGCCAUCAAGCCGCGCUUCGCCUUCGGCCACGGCCUCAGCUACACGACCUUCGCCCUCACCAACGCCACCAUCCGCGCCGUCACGCCCCUCUCCCUCGUGCCCCCAGCGCGUCCCGCCAAGGGCGCCACCCCGUCCUAUCCCAGCACCAUCCCGCCCGCCUCCGAAGCCUACUACCCGCCCGGCUUCUCCCCAAUCUGGCGCUACCUCUACUCCUGGCUGCAACCCUCCGAAGCAGACGCCGCCUACGCGAUCGGCGCCGCCGGCACGCCGAAGUACGCCUACCCGGACGGCUACUCGACGGUGCAGCGGCCCGGGCCGGCCGCCGGCGGCGGCGACGGCGGCAACGCCGCGCUGUGGGACGUCGCCUGGGAGGUUACCGUCACGGUGCGCAACGCGGGCGCCAGCUUCGCCGGCAAGGCGUCGGUGCAGGCGUACGUGCAGUACCCGCCGGACGCGCCGUACGACGUUCCCGUGGUGCAGCUGAGGGAUUUCGAGAAGACGGCGGCGCUGAGGCCCGGGGAGAGCGAGACGGUUACGCUCAGGCUGACGAGGAAGGACGUCAGCGUGUGGGAUGUCGAGCUGCAGAAUUGGGUCGUGCCAGGGGUCAGGGGGGGCGGAGGUAUGGGGAGGUAUACGGUGUGGAUUGGCGAGGCGAGCGAUCGGUUGUUUUUGGCGUGCUAUACGGAUAUGCUGGUUUGUGAGGAGGGGUUGUCGCCUCCUGUCUGAGGGUGAUGUGGUUCAAGAGUUGGUCUGAGAAGAGGGGGGAGGUUGGAUCACGUCGGGUUUGGGUGAUAUCUCAGUCAAUUCGUCCGGAAUAAGUAG
Molecule: messenger RNA, 2519 nt
Organism: Thermothielavioides terrestris NRRL 8126
Lineage: Eukaryota; Fungi; Ascomycota; Sordariomycetes; Sordariales; Chaetomiaceae
Product: glycoside hydrolase family 3 protein
Exons: 3
Coding region: 168-2423 (751 amino acids)
Biological process (GO): glucan catabolic process
Molecular function (GO): beta-glucosidase activity
Source: RefSeq, a predicted model, not a curated record